AUGAUGAAUUCGGCGUUUCGAAACGUUCACAUCACUGCGUCUCGUUUGAUAAACCCUAACCCCAUUGCCUCUUCAAUUCUCCAUUUUCUUCCUCUCUAUUCCGGCGAAGCUGCUCCUCGGCGUUCAACUCCUCUCCACCGUCGAAACGCAGUAAUUCCUUCGUUUUCCGCCCUUUUUUGCUCGUCUUCCUCUUCUUCUGUCUACAUUCCUAUGGCGGGAGGAGGUGAUCAGGUUCUUCCACCAUCGUCUCACUCGCUUGAGAAGCAGUUCGAGAGUUUCCGCGUUCAGCUGGAAGAAUCCGCAGCUUUGCGUGAGCAGAUCCGUGCUGUGGUUAUGGAGAUUGAGUCGGCCACGAGACUCAUUCAAGCUAACCUCCUUCUCGUUCAUCAAUCGCGACCUAUUCCCGAGGUUAUCGAGAAAGCCAAGGAAAAAAUCACUGACUUGAAGCAGUUUUACGCCAGGCUCGCUGAAAUCCUUCAGAAGUGUCCUGGACAGUACUAUAGGUACCAUGGGGACUGGAGAAGUGAAACACAGGCAGUGGUCUCACAGCUUGCGUUUAUGCACUGGCUAGAAACUGGAACUCUUCUUGUGCAUACGGAAGCUGAAGAAAAACUUGGGUUGAACAGUUUGGAGUUUGGAUUGGAGACGGAAGAUUAUCUGACUGGGAUUUGUUUCAUGUCAAACGAUUUGCCUAGGUACGUGGUCAAUCGAGUGACAGCAGGAGACUAUGACUGCCCGAGAAAGGUGAUGAAUUUCUUGACGGAUCUUCAUGCAGCCUUCCGCAUGCUCAACCUCAGGAACGAUUUUCUGCGCAAGAAAUUCGAUAGUAUGAAGUAUGACCUAAGAAGAGUCGAAGAAGUUUACUAUGAUGUUAAGAUCCGAGGUUUGAUUUCUGGUGGAGAUCCUCCUGCAGUCCAAGGCCAAUCCUAA
Messenger RNA from Thlaspi arvense, 930 nucleotides. Lineage: Eukaryota; Viridiplantae; Streptophyta; Magnoliopsida; Brassicales; Brassicaceae. The record is from the annotation of a GenBank genome assembly.